AUGGAAAACAACAUUCCUUGGCCAAAUCUUUCUGAUGUUCCUAGCCGGGAGGAAGUCUACGAGAGAUCCUUUCCUACGGCGACUUUCGAAAAGAUGUCUAAGAAAAUGCUCCAAGAAGAGAGACUGAAAACGGAUUUGAAGGAAGCAAUUGUGAAAGGACUUGGAUUCCAAUCCGAGGAAGUGAUGAUCCGAUACGAUUGA
Arabis nemorensis is the source of this 201-nucleotide messenger RNA. The record is from the annotation of a GenBank genome assembly. Lineage: Eukaryota; Viridiplantae; Streptophyta; Magnoliopsida; Brassicales; Brassicaceae.